This is a messenger RNA of Selaginella moellendorffii, 3016 nucleotides long. RefSeq names its product IAA-amino acid hydrolase ILR1-like 1. NCBI's taxonomy places the organism in Eukaryota, Viridiplantae, Streptophyta, Lycopodiopsida, Selaginellales, Selaginellaceae. The coding region runs from base 1 to 1236 and encodes 411 amino acids. Gene Ontology annotation, biological process: auxin metabolic process. The transcript is spliced from 11 exons. Gene Ontology annotation, molecular function: IAA-Ala conjugate hydrolase activity. The record is from RefSeq and is a predicted model, not a curated record. Gene Ontology annotation, cellular component: endoplasmic reticulum.
AUGUCAUAUUUCUUGUGGUUUUUGGUGGUGCUUUUGGCGAGCGCAAGCGACGCUGCUGAGAAUGUAGAGUUGUUCCAGGACUGGAUCAAGGGCGUUCGCCGGAGGAUUCACGAGAAUCCGGAGCUAGGGUUUGAUCUGGUCGAGACGAGCGCGCUGGUGAGGUCGGAGCUCAAUGCCAUGGGCGUCGCCUACCGCUGGCCCGUCGCGAGCAGCGGCGUCGUCGCUUCCGUGGGGAGUGGCGAUCGGCCAUUUGUAGCUCUUCGCGCGGACAUGGAUGCGCUGCCUAUCCAGGAAGCGGUGGAAUGGGAGCACAAAAGCAGAGUUCCUGGAAGAAUGCACGCCUGUGGACACGACGCGCACGUAGCGAUGCUCUUAGGUGCUGCAAAGCUUCUUACACUACAUCAAGAACAACUUCAGGGGACAGUGCUGCUGAUAUUCCAACCAGCUGAAGAAGGUGGUGGUGGUGGAAAAACGAUGGUCGAAGAAGGAGCUCUUGGUGAUGCCGAGGCCAUUUUCGGGAUCCAUGUCUCGACCGAGUACGCGACUUCCACAAUUGCUGCGAAGCCAGGCGUUUUGAAAGCAGCUGCUGGAUCUUUCGAGGCAGUGAUAUCGGGAAAGUCUGGUCAUGCUGCCGAUCCCCACCUCGCUGUGGACCCGAUCUUGGCAGCGUCCGCGACAGUCAUGAGCUUGCAGCAGCUGGUCUCUCGAGAAUUUCAUCCUUUAGACUCACAGGUUGUCUCUGUGACAAAGUUCCACUCUGGUAGCAGUUUUAACGUCAUACCCGAUCACGUCGUAAUCGGUGGGACUUUACGAGCAUUCACCGACGAAAACUUCAUGAAGCUUAAGCAAAGGAUCGAACAGGUUAUCAUUGCACAAGCCGAAGUUUACAGAUGCUCGGCCGAAGUCAGUUUUAUGGAACCAUCCUAUCCCGCGACCGUGAUCGAUGAAGAAGCCUACCAGCUUGUCCGGGACGUUGCGUCCGACAUGUUGGGGGGAAGUAACGUAUUCGUGGCAGAGGCUUCCAUGAAAGGAGAAGACUUUGCCUUCUAUCUCCAACAAGUUCCUGGUGCUUACAUCUACUUGGGAAUCCGGAACGAGACACUGGGCUCCGUGCAUCCAAAUCACACUCCUCACUUCACUGUGGACGAGGAGUCUUUGCCGUUAGGUGCGGCUUUGCUCACAGCAGUAGCAAAUGAGUUUCUUCGACGAAAAACCAGCGAAGCAGGCCAAGGAUGACGCCAUCUUGGCUCUUUCAGUAUCAUUAAGCCGGCGGCUGGUCCCGAUCAGAUCUACAAGCUGUCGACGUGGACUGGAGUAGAGGGUGGGAUUUCAAUCCUGUAGCUGUUUCAUGUCCGCUCAAGUAUUUUGAGCCUUUCAGCUCCAAAACAGUGCCCCUGAGAUCGUCAAAGCUUGCUGCCGCUCCAUUUUGGACUUGCGCUGCUCGAAGAGAGAAAAUCGUCUCUCUCAGCACACUGUCAUCAUGGACAGGGAAGAGAAUCCUCAUAAUUUCAUGAGAAUCAUGCCUCGGGGGGGAGUAUGACGUGUCAUGGGCUUGCCAUGCACGGGCUGGACGGACGGCCCUGAUGUGAUCCCCGGGAUCGUGCGAGGGGCCAUAAUGUUUGGGGAGGAGUUAGCAACCGAGGCUACCAGAAAAGAGACGGUCUCUCGCUCUCUUUCUCUCUCUCUCUCUCUCUCUCUCUCGCUCGCUCGCUGCCGUGUUGGGCCCGUCUAAUUCUACUCUCGACAAUGGCCGGCUCUAUCAAAUCUUUGCUCCUUUCGCUGCUGCUGCUCGUCUUUGCUCAAAUGUCCUCGUUGGGCGCAAGGGUGAUGAUACAGGAGGAAACCAAGUCUGCCAUGAUCACAGGCUUGGCGAGAGACUUGAAUCGCCAGCAGCAGCAAGAAUGGAUGGGAUGGGACGAUUGGGAGGAGACGGAGCUGGAGAUUGACGGCGCUGGAGAGGAUUUCCCUCAAGAACGUCCUCAUUCCUUCUACCACGCCCAUCGAGACAGUGUCAACAGGUUCUGAAAAGCCGGAGAAGGAAAGAAGAGAGAAAAGGUUUUAGUAAGUUCGCAGUCUCUACAAUCUCUGGCGCCAUAGCUUUUCCAGGUGGUGAUCCGUUAGACUGGAGCUCUUUUUUCUUCUUUUUUCUGGACCCCAAGUUGGUAGCUUGCACAGAAAAAAUGCUGCUCUCUGUGCUCCCUGGCGCCCCCUGUAAAGAUCAAAACACCGAGAAAAAAAAAGAGUGGAUUGGAAAAAAAGAAAAAAAAGUAGAGCAAAACAAUGGCCCCUGUUCCCCGGGAAGAGUAUCAUACUUUACACGAGCUUCAGUACUCGGUCUUUGUACGGGGUUGAAUUAUGGGGAGGCGAGCUUCCUGUGGAUUUGGGGAGGCGCUUUUAUGUAAGUUAUGAAAAGAGAGAGAGAGAGAGAGAAAAUGUGUUCAGCAUCGAAGAAAUCUUUUCUUUUUAAUUUUCUUUUGUAGGUUUCUACAGUUCCGAAGUUUCAAAGAUACAAACGAGAAAAAGUAAAACCCAGGAAAACAAUCAGCCUUCUUUUUUUCCUUGGUUUGGUCACUGAACUUUGUCUGAAUUUCAAAGCUGCAGAGAGGUCCAAGCAACCAAUAAAAAAGUAACCAACCUUAAGUCAAUAAAUGGUGGAAAGGAAAAUUCCUACGGAACUUCGAUCUUUGGUCAACAAGCUGGGGUCUAAAACGAUCUUUGAAACUUCGACUUAUCUUCUUGAAGACCAGACUCCUUGUCUAAAUUGAAGUUUGAACCAGAAGGAAAGCUAGUGAAUUUGAUAAGAAAUUUAUCUUGUAUGGUUUUUGCUUGUUCUGGUGUUUCAAAAGUAAUGUCUAAAUUAUAAAUAAUGGAAGCACGAGAAAUGCUUUCUACUCAUGCAAGCCUCGCUGCUCCAAGCCAAAAAGCAAGCGCUAACCAUGGAAAAUGCAAAGGAAACCAACCCAGAGCGCUUCUAUACAAAAGCUUGAAUCAUUCACCAGCUUUGCGUUCUUUGAGG